Trichogramma pretiosum is the source of this 3028-nucleotide messenger RNA. Its product is annotated as eukaryotic translation initiation factor 3 subunit C-like. The coding region runs from base 383 to 3028 and encodes 881 amino acids. Gene Ontology annotation, biological process: translational initiation. Gene Ontology annotation, cellular component: eukaryotic translation initiation factor 3 complex. Gene Ontology annotation, molecular function: RNA binding; translation initiation factor activity; translation initiation factor binding. The record is from RefSeq and is a predicted model, not a curated record. The transcript has 12 exons. Lineage: Eukaryota; Metazoa; Arthropoda; Insecta; Hymenoptera; Trichogrammatidae.
GUGACUUUAUUUAUAACUAUGGGAUUAUUUUAUUAACAUGUAACAACAGUAAUUAAUUUAAAUUCUUCGCGCCAUCAACGUAGACUGAAUUUUAUUCUGUCAGCUGUCUGCCUAUCUGUGUCCGUGACCGGUGACGUUUUAUAUUAUAUUAUUAUAUUAUUAUGAUUUAAAAAUUUAUCCGGCUUUGCCGUGUAACCUCAAUUACGAAAGGUGUCGCCUAUGAAAAUUUGAAAAAAACGAAUACAAUUCACUAAGUGAGUAAAUACUUUGAUGCGAUUUUGAUAAAGAAAUGAAGUGGAACAUCAAGGAAGGAUUCUUUGAAAGCAAUAAAGAUUUACUUAACUUAAAUUGAAGACUAAUUUGACUUAUAGUAUAAGUCAACAUGAGUCGGUUUUUUGCUACUGGUUCUGACUCUGAAUCAGAAACUUCCUCUGAGGAAGAGCAGAUUCAGCGAGCACCAGCAGCAGCUUUCACAUACAGUGAUGAUGAAGAAGACACCAAACGUGUAGUUAGAUCAGCUAAAGAAAAGAGAUAUGGGGAGAUAAAAAAUGCCAUUAAACUUAUAGGAAACCAAAAAAAAAUCAAAGAUAUUAAUCCCAUGCUUAAUACUUUUGAAGAAAUGACGAAAGCUUAUAGUAAAGCUGGGCCUGUUAUAUCUAGCAUGGAAAAUGGGAAAACUCCCACUUUUUACUUCCGUGCUUUAGUUGAGCUGGAUGAUUUUAUCAAAGAAGUUUGGAAAGAUACAGAUGGACGCAAAAGCAUGUCAAAAAGUAACUCUAAAGCGUUAUCAACCUUGUGGCAAAAGCUUAAAAAGUAUAUCAAAGAAAAAGAUUUUGAAAAAGAAAUAGAAGCUUUCAGGGUAAAUCCACCUAAAGAUGAUGAUGACGAUGAAGAAGAAAGAGUUGAAGAAGCUGAUUCUGAUGAUGAAGAUAAUGACCAAGUAAAUGAUUUUAAAAAACAAGAACCAAUUCCUGAUGUUGCCAAGUUUAAAAAAGGAGCAGAUGAUGGUAGUGGCAGCGAUUCAGACUGGGGUAGUAGCUCUGACGAUGAGAGCUCUAGUAACUCUGAUGAUGAUAAACCUCAUGCUGCAGAUUAUUUUAGAAAAAUGCAGAAAGGUGGAGGAGAUGAUGAGCAAAAGCAAGUUAAAAAAGAUCUUCGUAAAGAUCGCAAAGAAAAAAAUAAAAAAAAGAAAAGAGAAGAGGAUGAUGGUGAAGGAGAAUGGGAAACUGUUAAAGGAGGAGUUGCCAUUCCAUUAGAAAAACCUAAAAUGUUUGCCAAGGAUGCAGAAAUUAACACAGCUGCUGUUUUAAAGAAGCUGAAUGAAAUCAUUGCUGCUCGAGGCAAAAAAAGGACUGAUAGAAGAGAACAGAUAGAGCUGUUACAUGAGUUGCAAGCAAUUGCUGAAAAUCAUAAUCUUACUACUGCACUGGUUAAAGUUAAGUUCUGCAUUGUCUCGUCUAUCUUAGAUUAUAACCCAAAGGUAUCUGAUGCUAUGAAAAUAGAAUACUGGUCAAAAAUUUUGGAGCGCAUUUCCGAAAUGUUGACUUUACUCUUGAGUACCAAUGAUAUUAUUUUAACUAAAUCUAUCCCUGAAGAUGAAGAAGAGUAUGAAAAAUCUCCUUUUAAACUGCAUGGCUGUGUACUCACUUUAGCAGAAAGAUUAGAUGAAGAAUUUAUCAAACUUCUCAAAGAAUGCGACCCCCACAGCAAUGAAUAUGUUGAAAGACUAAAGGACGAAAAUCAAGUUUGCACUAUUAUUGACAAAGUGGAAGAGUACCUGGAGAGACAAGGAACUCCAUCAGAACUUUGCCGUAUUUAUAUUCGUAAAAUAGAGCAUUUAUACUACAAAUUUGAUCCAAUUGUUUUGAAACAAAAAGAUGGUGAAAUUCCGGCUGAUGCUCUCACCUCGGUAAAAGUCAUGGAUAAAAUGUGUAAAUACAUUUACAGCCACGAUGAAACUGAUCGCCUCAGAACUAGGGCUAUUUUGUCUCAUAUUCAUCACCACUCCAUUCAUGAUAAUUGGUUUAAAGCCCGUGACUUAUUCCUCAUGUCACAUUUGCAAGAAAACAUUCAUCAUUCUGAUCCAGCCACACAAAUUUUGUACAAUCGAGCCAUUGCUCAUCUCGGGCUCUGCGCGUUUCGUCAUGCAAACAUUAAAGAUGCUCACCAUUGCCUUCUUGAUUUAAUGACGACUGGCAAAGUAAAGGAACUCUUGGCUCAAGGUUUGAUGCCUCAAAGACAACAUGAGCGCAGCAAAGAGCAAAAAAAAAUUGAGAAACAACGUCAAAUGCCCUUCCACAUGCACAUAAAUUUGGAAGUACUCGAGUGUGUGUAUCUGGUUUCGGCUAUGCUCAUUGAAAUUCCGUAUAUGGCUGCUCAUGAGUUUGAUGCUAGGAGCAGAAUGAUUUCCAAGACCUAUUACCAGAAACUAAGAUUGAGCGAAAGUCAGUCGCUAGUCGGACCUCCAGAAUCCAUGAGAGAACAUGUUGUGGCUGCUUCAAAAGCUAUACGUAAUGGAAACUGGGCUGCUUGCAAUAAUUUUAUUAUCAAUGAAAAAAUGAAUGGAAAAGUUUGGGAUCUAUUUUAUCAGGCCGAUAAAGUUAGAGCAAUGCUGACCAAGCUCAUUAAAGAGAAGGCUCUGAGAACAUACCUUUUUACUUAUUCUCAUUUUUAUGAUUCCAUAUCGAUGCCAACUUUAGCCCUUAUGUUCGAGUUAGAAAAGGCAACUGUUCAUUCAUUCAUAAGUAAAAUGAUUAUCAACCAAGAGCUGAUGGCGUCGCUGGAUGAACCUUCCGAGGCUAUCGUGAUACACCGCAGUAAACCAAGUCGUUUACAAUUUUUGGCUUUGCAGCUCACAGACAAAGUCAACAACUUUGUCGAUUCAAACGAACGCAUUUUUGAGAUGAAACAAGGAAACUUCCGAAAUCAAGGAAACUUCCGCGAGCUUAAUAACUUCAAUAGGCAAGAUUGGGGAGGUCGUCAAAGACGUGAACGUAAUCGUAAUAAUGAUGAAAGGAACAACUAUUAA